GUACAGAGUAAAGGCCUUCUCCUUUUCUUCCUCCUGCUAUUUCAUUGAGCUCUCAGUACCAGUGCUUUCCGCUCAUAUUUUCCCAAGUUAAGAGAGGAAAAUGGCUAUCGAAAGUGUGGGUGGAUCCAUUAUAUCUAAGAUAGCAGAACUCAUGGUGGAACCAGUAGGAAGGCAGUUCCGUUACAUGUUCUGUUUCAACAAUUUUGUUGAAGAAUUCAAGGAACAAAAGGAGAACCUUGCUUUAGCACUAGAUGGUCUGCAAAAAGAAGUCGAAGCUGCUGAAAGGAAUGCUGAAGAAAUUAAGAAAGGUGUCAAAAAGUGGAUGGAAGAUGCAAACAACGAAAUUGAAGGUGCGAAGCCCUUGGAAAAUGAAAUAGGAAGAAAUGGCAAAUGCUUUACUUGGUGCCCAAACUGCAUGCGACAAUUCAAGUUAAGCAAGGCACUGGCCAAGAAGUCGGAGACUUUCAGAAAACUUCUAGAAAAUAGCACAAAGUUUACAAAAGUGUCCGACAGAGCUCAUCCUCAGCCCAUAGAAUUUCUCCUAUCAAAGGAAUUCACGCGCUCAGAAUCGUCAGAAGAAGCUUUGCAAAAGAUUAUGGAUGCUCUCAAAGAUUAUGGAUGCUCUCAAAGAUGACAAAGUCAAUAUGAUCGGACUGCGCGGCAUGGGAGGGGUGGGUAAAACCACCCUGGUGAAAGAAGUAGGCAGGAUAGCCAAAGAGUUGCAGCUUUUUCCUGAAGUUUUGAUGGCUACGGUGUCGCAGAAUCCAAAGGUCACAGGCAUCCAGGAUCGACUGGCAGAUAUGUUAGGUCUGGAUAUUAGAGAAAAGAGUAAAGAAGGGAGAGCAGAUCGAUUAUGGCAGAGACUGAAGCAAGUGGAGAAGAUGCUUAUUAUCCUGGAUGAUGUUUGGAAAAAUAUUGACUUGAAAGAGAUAGGGAUCCCAUUUGGUGAUGAUCACAGGGGUUGUAAAAUACUUCUAACAACACGUGUUCAAGGCAUAUGUUCUUCUAUGGGGUGCCAGCAAAAAGUGCUUUUAAGAGUCUUACCUGAAGAUGAAGCAUGGGAUUUAUUCAGAAUCAAUGCAGGUUUACGUGAUGGGGACUCUACCUUGACCACAGUGGCAGGGGAGGUUGCGAGAGAAUGCCAUGGCUUGCCUAUAGCACUUGUGACAGUGGGAAGUGCUCUAAGAGAUAAAUCUCUAGUUCAGUGGGAUUCAGCGUGUAGACAGCUCAAAAACUCUCAAUUUCCGCGCAUGGAACAAAAUGAUGAUCAAAGAAAUGCUUAUACAUGUCUUAAGUUGAGCUAUGAUUAUUUGAAGCUCCGGGAAACGAAGUCAUGUUUCGUGCUAUGCUGUUUAUUUCCAGAAGAUUAUGACAUUCCAAUCGAGGACUUGACGAGAUAUGCAGUUGGCUAUGGGUUACAUCAAGAUGCGGAGCCCAUCGAAGAUGCAAGGAAACGAGUUUCUGUGGCAAUCGAAAACCUCAAAGAUUGUUGCAUGCUGUUGGGCUCUGAAACUGAAGAACAUGUGAGAAUGCAUGACUUGGUUCGUGACUUUGCUAUUCAGAUAGCAUCAUCAGAAGAAUAUGGAUUCAUGGUAAAGGCUGGCAUUGGGUUGAAGAAGUGGCCAAUGAGCAAUACAAGCUUUGAAGGUUGUAAAACAAUUUCGUUAAUGGGCAAUAAACUAGAAGAACUUCCUGAAAGAUUGGGAUGUCCACAGCUGAAAGUUCUAUUAUUAGAAGUGGAUGAUGGUAUGAAUGUUCCAGAGAGGUUCUUUGAAGGGAUGAAAGAAAUUGAAGUUUUGUCUCUGGAGGGAGGUUGUUUGUCAUUGCAAUCACUCGAACUCUCAACGAAACUUCAAUCGUUGGAGUUGAUGGAGUGCGAAUGCAAGGACCUCAUUUGGUUGAGAAAGCUGCAGAGACUUAAGAUUCUUGGUCUUAUGGGGUGCUCAUCCAUUGAAGAAUUACCUGAUGAAAUAGGAGAGCUCAAGGAGUUAAGGUUGUUGGAUGUUAGAGGUUGUGAAAGGCUAAGAAGGAUCCCUGUGAAUUUGAUUGGAAGGUUGAAGAAGUUAGAAGAGCUGUUGAUCGGGGGUCGCAGCUUUGAUGGAUGGGAUGUUGUUGGAUGUGACAGCACAGGAGGAAUGAAUGCAAGCCUAACAGAACUAAAUUCGUUGUCUCAGUGAGCCGUAUUAUCAUUGAGGAUA
Populus euphratica (Euphrates poplar) is the source of this 2198-nucleotide messenger RNA. RefSeq names its product disease resistance protein At4g27190-like. Gene Ontology annotation, molecular function: ADP binding. The coding region runs from base 600 to 2177 and encodes 525 amino acids. The transcript is spliced from 2 exons. NCBI's taxonomy places the organism in Eukaryota, Viridiplantae, Streptophyta, Magnoliopsida, Malpighiales, Salicaceae. The record is from RefSeq and is a predicted model, not a curated record.